AUGGCGAGAAUGGUAAACGAGAACGGGUGUGGACAAGAAAUAGGGAGUCCAGAGCCACAGGGGCCGGGCCGGGGUGCUGCCAGAUGGGGCCCGCAACACGCAGGUGCCCGGGCACUGGCGAAUUUAUACACUCCAGGAAAAAGAUGUCAAGAAUGGAUAAGUGUUGUCCUCUGCUUCUCUCUUAUGGCCUUCAACUUCAUUCACCUCCUUGCCUAUUUCCAUCUGGGACAUGCAUGGUACAUCUUGUUGGGCAUUGUGGCAGGCAUACUCAGUGCAGACUUUGCAUCGGGCAUUGUUCACUGGGGGGCAGACACAUGGGGAUCAGUGGAUCUUCCCAUCUUUGGAAAGGCCUUUAUACGACCAUUUAGAGAGCACCACAUUGAUCCCACAGCCAUCACCCGUCACGACUUCAUUGAGACCAAUGGUGACAAUUGCAUGCUGACCAUAAUCCCUCUAGCAAACAUGGCCUUCAACUUCCUCACACUCUCCCCUGCGGAGAUUUACCACAACUACCCCUGGUACUGCUAUGUGUUUGCACUAGCCAUCUUUGUGACCCUCACCAACCAGAUUCACAAGUGGUCACACACGUACUUCGGCCUGCCUCGCUGGGUAGUGUUUCUCCAGGACUGCCAUAUCAUCCUUCCCCGCAAGCACCACCGCGUCCACCACGUCUCCCCGCAUGAGACGUACUUCUGCAUCACCACAGGUUGGCUGAACUACCCUCUGGAGAAGCUGGGCUUUUGGCGUAACCUUGAGGAUCUGAUCCAGGGUCUGACGGGAGAGAAGCCCAGGGCAGAUGACCUGAAAUGGGCUCACAAAGUCAAGUAACACCGCAGCCCAGCUGCACCCUACCUCAGAAGACACCGGCUCCGCCCUGUCUUUUCUUCCCCUUUUGCCUAACUGAAACUGUAAUCCAUAGGAGGAAAAACUUAACCAACAAUUUCUGAUGCCAUAGCUUUAAGUCUUGCACAUUUUGUCUGAUUUUUAAGAAGAGCGCUUUGUUGAUGGAUUGUUUUUUUCUUUACUCACGGAGGAGAUUAUCAUUUUAAAUUGCAAUAUCUCCUUAACUCCUUGACAGGCUCCAUAUUCUUGAUGUUGUAUGUCUAACACAGCUCACCAAUUUUAAGGUGAUACACAAAGGCCAUUGCUCUCAGACAGUGUGGUCAGACACAUCAUUUGAAAUCACUUUUUAAGGAGAGUCAGUGAUGUUUUACGUCCUUCAAAACAAACUCAAACAUCCCCAGCAAGAAUACUUGAAAGGGUGAAAAUGCCCUUAACUGCACUUGUUUUUUUUUGUUGUUGUUUUCCCCCUCUUCAACACCACACAUACAUGUAUGGAAAGAUGCUAAAAAUGUCAAAAGUGUGUUUUUGCUAUUACUGCUUUCUUUUCCAGCAGGUGCUGGAUCUGUCAUUGCAUCUCUGCCUCAAAAAGGGCCUUCUUAUUGGGCAUACAAGUUAAAGUUGGAUUUCGGCUCAGUAGUAGGGCCGGGCCAGUACAGGGUUUCUGCAGGCAUUACCAGUGUUGAUAUUUAAAGAACAGAUUGGGUAAUUACUAAAGCAGACCUUU
This is a messenger RNA of Myripristis murdjan (pinecone soldierfish), 1567 nucleotides long. RefSeq names its product plasmanylethanolamine desaturase 1 (gene peds1b). Lineage: Eukaryota; Metazoa; Chordata; Actinopteri; Holocentriformes; Holocentridae. The record is from RefSeq and is a predicted model, not a curated record. The coding region runs from base 1 to 828 and encodes 275 amino acids. Gene Ontology annotation, molecular function: oxidoreductase activity. The transcript has 6 exons.